This is a messenger RNA of Neurospora tetrasperma FGSC 2508, 947 nucleotides long. RefSeq lists its product as uncharacterized. Gene Ontology annotation, molecular function: calcium ion binding. The transcript is spliced from 3 exons. The coding region runs from base 1 to 621 and encodes 206 amino acids. Lineage: Eukaryota; Fungi; Ascomycota; Sordariomycetes; Sordariales; Sordariaceae. The record is from RefSeq and is a predicted model, not a curated record. Gene Ontology annotation, cellular component: endoplasmic reticulum-Golgi intermediate compartment; extracellular exosome.
AUGCGCUCGUCCACCAUUAUCCUCGCCGCCUUCGGCCUGGCAGGGUCCGCCCUCGCCCACGGCGACCACGGCAGCGGGUCGCAAAAGCCCAUUGUCGGCGAGAACGCCUCAUGGAUGGUCAAGCACAUGGCUGAGGAACACCACGUCGAGAACUUCGACGCCGCCUCCUUCUUCGCUCUGCACGACUUCGAUGCCGACGGCACAUGGGAAGGACUCGAGAUUCUCCGCACAUAUGGCUUGAUGGACGACUCCAACAAGGGCGUUUCUCAGCCCAGGAGAGACGAGAUAGUCCGCGACAUCCUUGGCUUGAUCGACUACGACCGCAACGGCGUCGUCACCAAGGACGAGUUCGUGCGCUUCAUCGAGGUCGAGGGCAAGACGCUUCCAGAUAUGGGUACGGGACCGGGUCACCACGGCGAUGCUGAGUACGAGUACGAGAUUCAUCACUGGGAAAAGUACCACGACGACAACACCAAGCUCGAGGACCUCACCCAUCCCGAAGACAUUGAACAUUUCAAGAAGCACGAGGAAAUGGAACUCGAAGAAGAGCGGUUAGCCCAGAUGGACAAGAUCGCCAUCAUCGAGGAAAACAUCCCCGCCAAGUUCCGGAGGAGUGGGUAAAGAGAGCGCUCCUCCCUAGCUGCUCGAUUUGCGUACAUGAUUUGAUUUUUUGUUUCUUUUUUUCCCCGGCGCAUAUGGAGAGGUCCAGGGCUGGAUAUCUAGACACGGAUGGAUGCUUGUUUGGAAACGGAUCUUUUGUUGUUCCACACCUAUGUAUAAACUGAUGAAUGCCAACCCGCGCAUUUGGCGAAAGGGUUACGACGAGACCAGACCGUCAUGUUGGACGACGACUACCACUACCACCACUACUACUACCUGUACCAGAACACCUUUUAAUGUAUACAUCAAAGACACAAUGCCACACAUCUGGCGCAAACGUCUUGACG